AUGUCAGAAAAGUCUAAGGCUACGCCUUUGCAGUCGGUGAUAGCUGGUGCCGCUGCUGGUGGCAUUGAGUCCAUCGUAACUUAUCCCACCGAGUAUGUUAAGACGCGACAGCAGCUGUUGCGUGGAGGGGCCAGCGCAGCACAGUCACCCAUUCGAAUUUUGCUGUCCACAGUGCGAGAGCAUGGUAUCGCUAGGCUGUACACUGGCGGUACUGCAUUCUGCAUCUCCAAUGCCUCCAAGUCCGGCAUCCGGUUCCUAACGUUCGAUACCGCACGCAACGUGAUGCCUAAAGAAACGUCCGGGAAGACGACCGUGCUUGGAAACAUAAUGGCCGGCCUAUGUGCGGGCAUUGCAGAGAGCGUACUGGUGUUGACGCCUGGCGAGAAUAUCAAGACUCGAUUGAUCGAUGAUGCCGCGGGGGCACGAGCUUACAAGUCCAGUACGCAUGUCGUCCGAAGCAUGCUCACAGUCGAAGGCCCAACAAGCUUCUUUCGGGGUGUCUGGCCGGUUACGCUCAAGCAGUCGUCAAAUGCGAUGGUACGAUUCACCAGCUACAACCUCCUAUCGUCCGCAUUGAGCCCUUACACGGGUGCGUCGACUAGCGUGGCGGCGGGUUCGUUGGCCGGUGUCGUUACCGUCUACUGCACGAUGCCUUUUGACAACGUCAAGACACAGUUGCAGAGUAUCGCAGGCAAGGACAUGUACAAAGGCUCGCUGGAUUGUGCGCGUCAGUUGGUGCGACGCGGUGGCCUUCGACUGCUUUGGAAGGGAACUACACCACGAUUGGUGCGCCUCAGCGUGUCAGGUGCCAUAUCGUUCACUGUGUAUGAGCAGUUCACCGCCAAUGCUCGCGCUCGUAUCGAGUGGCUCGAAGAGCAGUUGCGUCGCCACGCUCCUCAAGUGAACUUGGAUGAGGGUCCAAGGGUAGAUCUCCGCUUCCAGGAUGCUGCCAACGUAUCGGCUAUACUUGAAACCAGGUCAGUGGAACCGGAAGACACCGCCUCGCCCCCAAAAAGGACCUUUGCUGCUACUCAAGAUCAAGUGCAGCCGCAAGAGCAACCAUUUGCCACCGAGGCGCGCUCUGUAGCACUGGAUCUCGGUUUAUUGAGCUUGAGCUCAGACUCACGACAGCUCCACUAUCUGGGCACUUCUUCAGGUCGGCUAUUCACUUCGCUCAUCGGCUUAGGAUCGCCUGAGACAACUGCUCAGGCACGAGCAAGCAAUACACCUAGCGUGUAUUCUCAACCCAGUCCUUCCGGAAAACCGGGUCCUUUUGCACAUGCAAAGCGUCUGAAAGAGUCUUCCAGACUUGUCUACGAGACUCUGCGGAAGGUAACUUUACCUGCUCGCGAAGAUGCUCAAAUCCUGCUAGAAACUUACUUUCGCAGCAUUCACGUUGAGCACCCCUUCCUGCAUCCGAGUUCCAUCAUUGAUGCUAUCGAAGCUCUGUAUCAGUGCGCUGCUGCGGAACCGUCUGCAGAGAUUGGCUUCAAUGGCUGGGUUACAACAGUCGAGCCAUUCGCGUACAAUGGAGAGUUCGCCCUUUCGCGGGGUGUCAAUUGCACGCCCGUGUCAGUCUUCACAGCGACGUUCCACGUAUUCAUGGCUUUCACGCUUGCCGCUACGGUGAGAACCCGUCAAAGAAUGUACGACUUUGCGCCAGACCAAUUUUACCGGGCGGCAACUUCGGUUGCUCAUCACUGCUUUUCCAACACAUCGGUGGCCACUCUGCAAGCUAUCCUACUUGCAGCCGUGCACAGUCUGCUCAGCCCAACAGAAAUGAACAUCUGGACCCUAACGUACACUGCAAUGGCACAGUGCAUUGAUCUGGGAUUACACCGGAUGCCCUCAGACGGCGAUGGCGUCUCUAGCCCCGCGGCUUUGACUCGCAAAAUGGUGUUCUUCACCGUAUACCACCUAGACAGAUCUGUGGCCACUAUUCAGGGGCGUCCACUGGGCAUUCGGGAUGAGACGUUUGACGUUCAACUUCCCAGCCUCCAAGAUGUCCAAGCCGAUGCAGCUAAUUUGUGUUCCUCGAACCUGGCUCCUGAGCUAUCUAUACCUGCCAUCGUGGCGUUCUCUAUCCACCGUUUCAAACUGGAUCCCAUUAUCUCGGAGAUCAAGUUGUUAUUCUACCACCUUCCUAGCGAGAUCAGCGCUUACUCAUGGCCUGCUGAUCACCGCGUAACGCAAAAAGCGAUCCGGCAGCGUUUGGAAAAUUGGCGUCGCGAAUUGAGUACCGUAUCGAACAUGUUGCCACAGAACACUGGUGACGAAGAUGACCAGUUAGAGAUGCGCCGCUACGAACUCAAGGUACAAAGUCAGUUCUUCGCAGCCAUGAUUCUGUUGUAUCAACCAUCUCAAAUGAUACCGCAUCCAGGCGAGGAAGCUCUGCUCAUAUGUUACCAAUGUGCAGCCUCUCGUAUCAAUACCUACAACAGCCUAUACAAUGCAGAAGGCCUUUUUCAGAGCUGGCGCAGCGUACAAGGAGUUUUCUCAUCAGGAGCAACCAUGAUCUACUGUCUGUGGACCUCAACUUCUGUACAGAGAUCUGUUCCACUUUCAAGCGCCAUGACAGAUCUCAGGACCUGCACUAAUCUUCUCAGUGUCGGAGGUGAAUGGUGGCCAUCAGUCAAGAGGGGCAAAGAGACAUUCGGUAGGGCCAUGGAUGCACUCCUAAAGAAGCUCGAUCAAUCCAAGUCAUCACCGCAUACGCAAGGCAACGUCCGCAACAGUAACGAACGACCGGUGCGCAAUAUCAUGCAACAACCUGAUAGAGAGUCGGUCAAUUUCGAGGCGUUAGGGCCCGCAAUCGGUAUACAACGAGGUGGUGCAGACCUUUUUGGUGAUCUCAGUACGGCACUGCCAGUAGGGUUUGAUGAGUCUUCCCAUAAUAACGCUUCGAUCGAUUAUUCAACUACAGACUGGAAUCUACUGGACACUAUUGGCGAUCAAUCACUACAGUUCGACGCACACAGCUUCGAUAACAACGUUUUUGGAACCAAUCCGGAGAACAUGGACAGUACUGUCGAAGCUUUCAUCUCUGAAUUCUUACAAAACGACACCACUUGGAACCCUUUCUAG
Molecule: messenger RNA, 3084 nt
Organism: Didymosphaeria variabile
Lineage: Eukaryota; Fungi; Ascomycota; Dothideomycetes; Pleosporales; Didymosphaeriaceae
Exons: 6
Coding region: 1-3084 (1027 amino acids)
Biological process (GO): positive regulation of transcription by RNA polymerase II; DNA-templated transcription
Molecular function (GO): sequence-specific DNA binding; DNA-binding transcription factor activity, RNA polymerase II-specific; zinc ion binding
Source: RefSeq, a predicted model, not a curated record